AAAAGUUUGUGAUUUUAAAUGACAUUUUUACCGAUUUGGUAUGCGUAUUCCUUCCACACCUGAUAAUGAUUAAAAGGAAGAAAUGAAAAAAAAAAUGGUGAAUCUUUUUGACACGGUUAAAGGAGAAGAGACGAUUUGCAUCAAAAGAUACGAGGACGAGAGAGGCAACAUUAUCCCAAAACCAAAAAUGCUGACCAAACCCGUCACAGCCACGUGUCAUCCCGAUCUCUUCUUUGGCUGUCAUGAGGAACGUUCGAUGCUCUGCUCACCGGUCGUAUCUUUAUCCUCAAUCCUCAUCAUCAUCUUCCUCGAAACGUGCGACACACAAAACCCAAGUAUAAAGAUCACACCUUUCAAUCUUAAAUAUCUCUGAAUCAAACUCAUUUGGUGGGCAGAGAGAGAGAUAAGAGAAAGAUUCAAAAAGAUGGAUCACGCAGCUGAUGCUCACCGUACUGAUUUGAUGACCAUUACGAGAUUUGUGUUGAAUGAACAAUCCAAGUAUCCUGAGUCUCGUGGGGAUUUCACGAUUUUGCUUAGUCAUAUCGUUUUGGGAUGCAAAUUCGUUUGCAGUGCUGUUAAUAAGGCUGGUUUGGCUAAGUUAAUUGGACUUGCAGGGGAAACAAACAUUCAGGGUGAAGAGCAAAAGAAGCUUGAUGUGCUCUCCAAUGAUGUCUUUGUGAAAGCUUUGGUUAGCAGUGGAAGAACUUCUGUUCUUGUCUCUGAGGAAGAUGAGGAAGCUACGUUUGUGGAGCCAUCCAAGCGUGGAAAGUACUGUGUUGUUUUCGAUCCGCUUGAUGGAUCCUCGAAUAUCGACUGUGGUGUUUCCAUUGGAACAAUUUUUGGAAUUUACACCUUGGACCACACUAAUGAGCCAACCACUGAAGAUGUUCUGAAACCUGGGAAUGAAAUGGUGGCAGCGGGUUAUUGUAUGUAUGGAAGCUCUUGCAUGCUUGUGUUGAGCACUGGAACGGGUGUCCACGGAUUUACCCUGGACCCAUCUCUCGGAGAGUUCAUACUAACUCACCCGGACAUUAAGAUUCCAAAGAAGGGAAACAUUUAUUCAGUGAAUGAAGGCAAUGCGCAGAACUGGGAUGGUCCAACUACGAAGUAUGUAGAGAAAUGCAAGUUCCCUAAAGAUGGUUCACCCGCAAAGUCUUUGAGAUAUGUUGGAAGUAUGGUAGCUGAUGUUCAUCGCACGCUACUCUAUGGAGGAAUCUUCUUGUACCCGGCUGACAAGAAAAGCCCCAAUGGGAAAUUGCGUGUCUUGUAUGAAGUCUUCCCCAUGUCGUUUUUGAUGGAGCAAGCCGGAGGUCAGGCCUUUACAGGCCAGAAAAGGGCGCUAGACCUUGUCCCGGAGAAGAUCCAUGAGCGUUCUCCGAUAUUUCUUGGUAGCUACGACGAUGUAGAGGAGAUUAAGGCUCUGUAUGCUGAGGCUUAAAAGAAGAACUUAAACUUCCCAUUCUCAAUGUCUGUCUCUGUCUCUCUUACUUCUAUAAAUCUUCUUCUGAUGAGACAAAACAACAUGACUCAUUUAUCUGCCAUAAUGCACAUAAAAGUUCUCUUUCUUUUAUAUC
Capsella rubella is the source of this 1574-nucleotide messenger RNA. RefSeq names its product fructose-1,6-bisphosphatase, cytosolic. NCBI's taxonomy places the organism in Eukaryota, Viridiplantae, Streptophyta, Magnoliopsida, Brassicales, Brassicaceae. Gene Ontology annotation, biological process: gluconeogenesis; fructose 6-phosphate metabolic process; fructose 1,6-bisphosphate metabolic process. The record is from RefSeq and is a predicted model, not a curated record. Gene Ontology annotation, cellular component: cytosol; cytoplasm. Gene Ontology annotation, molecular function: fructose 1,6-bisphosphate 1-phosphatase activity. The coding region runs from base 425 to 1438 and encodes 337 amino acids. The transcript is spliced from 12 exons.